Molecule: messenger RNA, 7164 nt
Organism: Callithrix jacchus (white-tufted-ear marmoset)
Lineage: Eukaryota; Metazoa; Chordata; Mammalia; Primates; Cebidae
Gene: CGNL1
Product: cingulin like 1
Biological process (GO): protein localization to cell-cell junction
Cellular component (GO): bicellular tight junction; myosin complex
Source: RefSeq, a predicted model, not a curated record
GGCCCCUCCUCCCGGGAGGGCGGGCGGCGCUGCGGGGCGGGGCGCGGGCUCACUCGGCCUCCUGGCGGCGCCGCGGCCCCUGCACUCGGGCCGGGCUCUGCUGGCUGCGGCGGGAGCUGGACGCGGGAGGCGGCGGCGGCGGCGGUGGCGCUGGAACAGUGAACCAUGGAGCUGUAUUUCGGUGAAUAUCAACAUGUACAGCAGGAAUAUGGGGUCCAUCUGAGACUUGCAAGUGAUGAUACAAAAAAAUCAAGGGGUUCCCAGAACUCCAAGGCAGGCUCCUACGGUGUCAGUAUUAGGGUCCAGGGAAUUGAUGGUCACCCCUACAUAGUCCUGAACAACACGGAACGGUGCCUAGCAGGCACAGCAUUUCCACCCCCAGUGAUAAACAACCUGCCUCUACAUUCCAGCAAUGGUUCUGUGCUAAAGGAGAACAGUGAAGAAGAACUGCGGCUUCCAGAAAAUCCAUACGCCCAACGUAACCCACUAGGAAACCUGAAACAGCCCCCUCUCCACGAGGGCAAGAAUGGAGUGCUGGAUCGCAAAGAAGAGUCCGUGAAGCCAUCUCCUGUCCUCAACUUUCAGAGGCAUCCAGAGCUUUUGCAGCCCUAUGACCCUGAAAAGAAUGAGUUACACUUACAAAAUCACCAGCCUCCUGAGAGUAAUUGGCUAAAAACGUUGACAGAAGAAGGCAUCAGCAAUAAGAAGCCUUGGACUUGCUUUCCUAACCCUAGCAGUUCCCAGCCUACCAGUCCCUCCUUGGAAGACCCGGCCAAAUCUGGUGUGACAGCUAUUCGUUUAUGCAGCUCUGUGGUCAUAGAGGACCCCAAAACGCAGACCUCAGUGUGUGUAAAUGUUCAGAGCUGCACCAAAGAGAAGGUGGGAGAGGAGGCCCUUUCCACUAGCGGGAGGCCCCUCACUGCCCACAGCCCACAGGCCCACCCGGAAACCAAGAAGACCAGGCCAGAUGUGCUUCCCUUCCGGCGACAGGAUUCAGCGGGACCCGUCCUGGAUGGAGCUCGCUCCCGGAGGUCCUCCUCGUCGUCGACAACUCCCACUUCAGCCACCUCUUUGUACAGGUUUUUACUGGAUGAUCAGGAAUGUGCCAUCCAUGCCGACAACGUCAAUCGUCAUGAAAACAGAAGGUAUAUCCCCUUCCUGCCAGGAACUGGACGGGAUAUUGAUACGGGAUCAAUUCCUGGUGUGGAGCAGUUAAUUGAGAAAUUUGAUCAAAAACCUGGGCUUCAGAGAAGAGGCAGGUCUGGGAAGCGAAACAGAAUCCAUCCAGAUGACAGGAAAAGGUCCAGAAGCGUGGACAGCGCCUUUCCUUUCGGCCUCCAAGGGAACUCGGAGUACCUGACUGAGUUUAGUAGGAACUUGGGCAAGUCAAGCGAACACCUCCUCCGGCCUUCCCAGGUGUGCCCGCAGCGGCCGCCGGCUCCUGAGCGCCGUGGGAAACAGAGCCUGGGACGAACCUUUGCAAAGCUGCAGGGAGCACUGCACAGGGCUCCCCAGCAGAACACAGGCGGGAAAGUUCUGGAAACCAAAGGUAGUCAGGAAAGUACAGUGAUCCGUGCUCCCUCCCUUCUUGCACAGAGUAAAAAGGAGGAGGACGUGAAAACAGCCACAGCUACACUGAUGUUACAGAGCCGGGCGGCGGCAGCCUCGCCUGAUUCUGGUGCCAAGAAAAUCUCUGUGAAGACUUUUCCUUCGGCCUCGAAUACUCAGGCCACACCAGACCUCUUAAAGGGCCAGCAAGAGCUCACUCAGCAAACCAACGAGGAGACGGCCAAGCAGAUUCUCUACAAUUACCUCAAAGAAGGAAGCACCGAAAAUGACGAUGCCACUAAAAGGAAAGUCAACUUGGUCUUUGAGAAAAUCCAGACCUUAAAGUCUCGAGCAGCUGGGAGUGCACAAGGAAAUAACCAACCUUCGAAUUCCGCAUCUGAAGUCAGAGAUCUACUGGAACAGAAAAACAGGUUGACCAAGGAAGUGGCAGAACUUCAGAGACAGCUGCAACUGGAAGUGAAGAAUCAACAGAACGUGCAGGAAGAGAGAGGCAGGAUGAGCGCAAACCUGGAAGAGCUCCGAAGCCAGCACAACAGAAAGGUGGAGGAGAACUCCACGUUGCAGCAGCGCCUGGAAGAAAGCGAAGGGGAGCUCCGGAAGAACCUGGAGGAGCUGUUCCAGGUGAAGAUGGAACGGGAGCAGUAUCAGACUGAGAUCAGGGAUCUCCAAGACCAGCUCUCAGAAAUGCAUGACGAACUGGACAGUGCAAAGCGAUCAGAGGACAGGGAGAAGGGGGCUCUGAUUGAGGAGCUGUUACAGGCAAAACAGGAUCUUCAAGAUCUGCUGAUUGCCAGGGAGGAGCAAGAAGACCUCCUGAGAAAGCGAGAGCGUGAACUCACUGCCCUGAAGGGAGCCCUGAAAGAAGAGGUUUCCAGCCACGAUCAGCAGAUGGACAAGCUGAAGGAGCAGUACGACGCCGAGCUGCAGGCCCUGCGGGAGAGUGUGGAAGAGGCCACCAAGAAUGUCGAGGUCCUGGCCAGCAGGAGCAACACUUCAGAGCAAGACCAGGUGGAGACUGAAAUGCGUGUGAAGCUUCUGCGGGAGGAGAAUGAGAAGCUGCAGGGGAGAAAUGCAGAGCUGGAGCGGAGAGUUGCUCAGCUUCAAAGGCAGAUCGAAGACCUGCAAGGAGAUGAAGCCAAGGCAAAGGAAACGCUCAAGAAGUAUGAGGGAGAAAUACGACAAUUAGAGGAGGCCCUUGUGCACGCCAGAAAGGAAGAGAAAGAAGCCGUGUCAGCCAGAAGGGCCCUGGAGAGUGAGCUGGAGGCUGCUCAGAGAAAUCUGAGUUGGACCACCCAGGAGCAGAAACAGUUGUCUGAGAAGCUGAAAGAGGAGAAUGAGCAGAAGGAGCAGCUAAGAAGGCUGAAGAACGAGAUGGAGAACGAGCGGUGGGACCUGGACAAGACCAUCGAGAAACUGCAGAAGGAGAUGGCAGACAUUGUUGAGGCCUCCCGCAUAUCGACCCUGGAGCUCCAGAACCAGCUGGACGAGUACAAGGAGAAAAAUCGCAGGGAGCUCGCAGAAAUGCAAAGACAGUUGAAGGAGAAAACCCUGGAGGCAGAAAAGUUCCAACUCACAGCUGUGAAAAUGCAGGAUGAGAUGCAGCUGAUGGAGGAAGAGGUACGGGCCUACCAGAGAGCUCAGGACGAAGGACUCACAAAAAGGCAGCUUCUGGAGCAGACGCUGAAGGACCUGGAGUAUGAGCUGGAAGCCAGGAGUCACCUCAAGGAUGACCGCAGCAGACUGCUGAAGCAGAUGGAGGACAAGGUCUCUCAACUGGAGAUGGAGCUGGAAGAAGAAAGAAACAACUCGGAUUUGCUGUCUGAGAGGAUCAGUAGGAGCAGGGAACAGAUGGAGCAGGUGAGGAAUGAGCUGCUUCAGGAGAGAGCUGCGAGGCAAGACCUGGAGUGUGACAAGAUUUCCCUGGAGAGGCAGAACAAGGACUUAAAGAGCCGGAUUGUCCACCUGGAAGGUUCCUACCGGUCCAGCAAAGAGGGGCUGGUUGUGCAGAUGGAGGCCAGGAUUGCAGAGCUGGAGGACCGCCUGGAGAGUGAGGAGAGGGAUCGGGCCAACCUGCAGCUCAGCAACCGGCGGCUGGAGCGGAAAGUGAAGGAGCUGGUGAUGCAGGUGGAUGAGGAGCACCUGUCGCUGACCGAUCAGAAGGACCAGCUGAGCUUGCGUUUGAAAGCCAUGAAGCGGCAGGUGGAGGAGGCCGAGGAGGAAAUCGACAGACUGGAAAGUUCUAAAAAGAAGCUGCAGAGGGAGCUGGAGGAGCAGAUGGACAUGAAUGAGCAUCUGCAGGGGCAGCUCAACUCCAUGAAGAAGGACUUAAGCAGACUGAAGAAGCUGCCGAGUAAGGUUCUGGAUGACAUGGAUGACGACGAUGACCUCAGCACGGAGGGGGGAAGCCUCUACGAGGCGCCCCUGAGCUACACCUUCCCCAAGGACAGUGCCGCCGCCAGCCAGAUCUGAGUGCGCUCCCGGGCUGCAGCCACCCAAAGCGGGAGGCGGGGAGGGGAGCGUCCGUCUGCCACCGACACCAUGGCCGCCUCUUUGCACAGCAUGCCAGUUCCUCUCCAGGGUCUCUCAGUGGGUCUUCAGCAGGAGCUUUUGCAGUUUAAAACAUUGGGAUGCCUAAGGAACAGGAGCCACCACCUCCUGGGGUGUUGUGAGAAACACACUGUGGUGGGCUGAGGUCCCUGUUCCACAGUCACUGUUUCCACUGCUGUCCCUGGCCCCCUCCUCACUCACCCUGCCAAGACAAAGGGUCCCGAAGGCUAGGUCUUAUUCAGUAGCACUGCAGGGAGGAAACAGUGUGUAGCUUGUACAUAUUUUAACCCAGACCUGACGGACUGCUGCUCUUCUGUUUGGAAUGUGACAGAGGCUUGGUAGGGCAGCUGCUUUGUAAAGUUCAGGCACCUGUAUUGAGUAUUUUUUUUUUUUUUUUUGAGAUGGAGUUUUAAUCUUGUUGCCCAGGCUGGAGUGCAAUGGUGUGAUCUCUGCUCACUGCAACCUCUGCCACCCAGGUUCAAGUGAUUCUCCUGCCUCAGCCUCCUAAGUAGCCGGGACUACAGGUGCCCGCCACCACUUCUGGUUAACUUUUUGUAUUUAGUAGAGAUGGGAUUUUGCCAUGUUGGUCAGGCUGGCCUCCAACUCUUGACCUCAGGUGAUCCACGUGCCUCAGCCUCCCAAAGUGCUAAGAUUAUAGGCAUGAGCUGCUGCACUCGGCCUUUGAGUAUUCUUUUUUAGAAUAUGAACUAUUAGAUUUUAUGUAUGAAGGAGCAGAGGUGACAGAGAGAGCAAGUCAAAUAAAGGCCACUUUGGAAACCAGGGUUGGAAAAAAAGAAUUGUAUUGGGCACAGACAACUAAGGCCGAGAAUGGCAGUUCACGUGGUCUGGGUAAACAGUGCAUUGGAAGAGGAGAAAGCCAGAAGGUCACUUGUGUCUAUGGCUGCAGCUAUGGCCUUGUUUGCUUAUUUUAUCUAGAAUUCUAUUACAGUUUCUGAACCCUGCUGAGACCCGUUCCGAGUCACUGAUUGCAAUUUCUUUUACACAGGUGGGGUAGGGAGACUUGUAAAUAAGCUUUUAAACAAAUGAUGCCAUUUCUGGAAUGAUGGGGCUCUGUGGUCAUGUCUUACUGGUCCUUUUCCCCUCCUCCCACAGCAGGCUUUUGGGAUUGGGGGAUUAGGAGGAUAUGUGGGAAAGGUUCAUGGACUUAGCUGUGAGAACUAAGGUCAUGGGGGAAGGGAGAGGAGAGAGGAGAGAGGCAGGUGUGGGUGUGGGUUCUGUGUGAGAAAGAAGACAGAGAAGCUCUUGAAAGCUGGGGGAUAUUUAGGCCAGAGGUGCGUUGAUAGGAGCUCACGUUUAUGUCGAGGAGGUGAAGGAAGACAGAAACAGAAGCCAGGCAGAGGUGUCUCUGUGCAAACUGGAGGACUCCUUCCAAUUUUGUGGGACAAAGAGACAUCAGCAGCAGUAGGCUGGCAGGGAACGGUUGACGUCUGGGGGGCAAGGCCACGUGACUGGAGAGAAAUUUCAGGGAGCAUGGGGUCAGGAGGAUGCUGGGUAUCCGGGCACUCCCUCCUGGCAUUCCUGUGUCACUUCGCAUUGUGACAGUCCCCAGGCAUGCCCAUAGGCCAGGUCCAAUCGCAGCUGGACUUCCACAGGUUGGAGUAUGGGAUAGGCAGCUAAGUAGGGGUAUGGCCAGGGAGAGGACCCUGUGAGUUGGUGACAUUUAUGGGGCAGAGAUAGUAGUGUUCAGCUGCUUCCACAGUGUCCCCAGACACCCCAAUAGGUGGGGGGCCGGUGGGCCAGAGAACGUCAUGACAGUUGCCAUGGAGUCCCACCUGCACCAGGUCAGAGCCCAGCCAACAGGAUUCAGAGUGGUCAGCCCAGUUUAAGGGUGGGAGUCUGGAGCCAGAGAGCCAAGCCCCUUCCAUGUCUACAGGGUCACUGUCAUCCUCACCACAGUCGGGGGUGAUUCUCUCCUUUGCUUGCUUAUGUGGGGUAUGGACAGCUCCUCCCUUUAGCCAUUCAUUCAUUUAGCAGAUUACUGAGCCUCAGUGAUGUGUCAGGUGCAGUCCUUGGCACAGAGACUACAGCAAUGAAUUAAACAGCUACAAAUUCCUCCCCUCUUGGAGCCCAGUGUUGGGAAAGCGGGUGACAGAUGACAAACUGACAUGGAGGUUGAGCACCUCUGUACUCAGCCCUUCAUGUCUCUGUCCUCCUGAGAACGUGACAAGCCUGGUUUCCCUAGAGCUCACUCUGACCUUCGGCAUGUUCAUAAUUGCCCUGCUGCUUCUGCCGUCAUUCGACCUGCCUAGAAAAGCCUGGGCCCACUCGUACCUGGAGACGGAGCUGCGGAAGGUCAGCAUGCUGGAGAACUGUGGGAGUGUGUGUGUUUCGGUUUGUGGGCACGCAGCUGCCCCUCGUUCUGGCCAGUUCUUUGCGGUGGCCAUGAGGCUGGCUCCAGCUGUCCAUGAAGAGAGAACAGAGGUCACCUUUCAGAAUCCUUGCCGCAUUGCCGUAAGAAGAGGCUGUUAAACGUUUUGACGGCUGUGCUAUCCUACACUCUGAGGGCACUGGCAGCACAUGCGGGUUACUGGAGUGGAAGUUAAGAGAAGGGUUUUCAAGCCCCAGCUCAUCUCACCCCAGUGACCUUGACAGUUGCUCAAUCUCAGAGCUUGGGACAACGUGAAGAUUAGGGCCCAGGGUCCUUUCCAGGUAUAACAUGCUAUCCUUCUUUAAUUUUAUUAUAUAUACAUAUAUAUAUAUAUUUUUCUUUAAGAACUAACCCCAAUCAAGAGUAUUUUCUUUAGGUAGCUUAAAAAGAAAACAUCUAUUUUAUGUAAAAACACAUACAUGGCCAGAUGCAAUGCCGAAGAGACAAUCAUCUGUAGCUUUUAUGUACUUCUGCCUCGGAGUGUCAUUCUGCAGUGCAGUCUGGAUGUUCCCCUGGGCUUCUGCUUUGGGGUACGGUUGGGUUGCUUUGGGUUGUCGUGGGAAAGGGACAUUGUUCUUGCGGCUACCUCCAUCUCCGUGAAUUCCUGGAUAAAGCAAGAUUUCCUUUCAAUAAACGCUGUCGCGCAAUGGGAAUUUUGA